AUGAAUACACCUACGGGACAUUUGAAGGGAAAAGUAACAGACGAACAGCUCGAAGCUAUCAAGGAUGUUCCAGAUAGGAAUCAGGAUGGUUUUUCGAGAUAUAUGGCAAACAUUGGAUGCUUCAACUACUUUGAACAUGAAAUAGAGCUAGAAGAGUCGGCGGUACCGCACAGGGAGGGGGCGAGGCGUAUGACCCCAAACAAAUCGGAUGCAUCUAGAAAAGAGAUAGAGACCCUACUAGAGUAUGACAUGAUAGAAUCAUCCAAAUCACCGCGGGCGUGUGGAGUAGUGAUAGCUAAAAAGAAAGGAGACCAACUUAGGUUUUGCUGUGACUUUCGAUAUCUGAACUCCGUCACGGUGAAGGAUGCUUAUCCCAUAACCUAG
Symsagittifera roscoffensis is the source of this 384-nucleotide messenger RNA. RefSeq lists its product as uncharacterized. NCBI's taxonomy places the organism in Eukaryota, Metazoa, Xenacoelomorpha, Acoela, Convolutidae. The record is from RefSeq and is a predicted model, not a curated record. The coding region runs from base 1 to 384 and encodes 127 amino acids. The transcript has a single exon.